Galleria mellonella (greater wax moth) is the source of this 1401-nucleotide messenger RNA. Its product is annotated as carboxypeptidase B-like. The transcript has 6 exons. Bases 76 to 1344 code for a protein of 422 amino acids. Gene Ontology annotation, biological process: proteolysis. NCBI's taxonomy places the organism in Eukaryota, Metazoa, Arthropoda, Insecta, Lepidoptera, Pyralidae. The record is from RefSeq and is a predicted model, not a curated record. Gene Ontology annotation, molecular function: metallocarboxypeptidase activity; zinc ion binding.
UAUGAUAAUUAUAAUCAAGCAGAACGAUUUAGUGUUAAUCAGGCUGGAUAAACAACUGGUCAUUCAUUAGUGAAAAUGGUUCGGUUUCUGGGAUAUCUCCUCUUCUUUAUAGCAGCAGUGCAUUGCCGCCAUGAGAAAUAUGAGGGUCACCAAUUAUACCGAGUGGCUGGCCCAGCUGAAGAGUUCGCAUCUUUGGAAGCAACCUUAGACCUAUUGUCGAUUACCCCAGCGGAAAGGUCUACUUUUGGCAAACUUGAAGUUCUAGUGAGACUUUCUCCUGAAGUAAAGGAACGAUGGUUACAAUACUUCGACGAAAGAAAUAUGCCUUAUUCAAAAAUAGCCGAUAACCUUGCUGAAAUACUUCGUGACGAAGAAACCAAAAUUCAAAAUGCAAAAUUAGCUGCAAGGCAAAAUGGACGUUCAAUCAGUUGGGACACGUACUACAAUCACGAUGAAAUCAAUAACCAUUUAGACGAAUUGGCCGCUGAAUACCCCGAGCUGGUGACAGUUAUAAACGCCGGCUUAACCUACGAGGGCCGUCAGAUUAAAUACGUCAGAAUUUCCACUACACGUUUCGAAGAUCCUCGUAAGCCGGUCAUCAUUAUCGAUGCAGCCGUCCACGCCAGGGAAUGGGUGACGCCACCAGUUGCUUUGUACUUAAUCAACCAGCUCGUUAUUGAUGUAGUGGACAACCAACUCACCGAUGGCAUCGACUGGAUUAUAAUUCCAGUAGUCAAUCCAGAUGGUUAUGAAUAUUCCAUUAACGUAGACCGUUUGUGGCGUAAAACUAGGUCACGUGCCCAUCCAAACGCAGAAGCCUGCCCUGGUAUUGACGGAAACCGUAACUUCGAUCUCGCAUGGGGAACUAACAGCGGUGCGGCAAAUCCUUGUGCCAUUACAUACGAAGGUCCAACUCCGUUCUCUGAAUCAGAAAUCAGGGUCGUUAGAGACGUCGUACUUCAGCAGCUUCCUCGCGCCGCACUCUAUAUUUCACUGCACAGUUAUGGCAACUUGUUCCUGUAUUCUUGGGGCAAUAAUGGAACUUUACCAUCGAACGGUUUAAACCUCCAUCUUGCUGGUGUAACUAUGGCCACGGCUAUCGACGAACUCGCUCUAGAUGAAUCGCAGAGGUACAUCGUGGGUAAUGCCGCGAACGUUUUAUACUUCACCACAGGCACCUCCCGCGACUGGACCCGCUCUGUCGGUGUACCACUUACAUACACUUUAGAACUGCCCGGCUACACCUAUGGCUUCGUAGUCCCUCCAGAAUAUGUGGAACAAAUCGUGACAGAAACAUGGGCGGGAAUAGCUGCCGGUGCCCGUUUCGUUCUCACUUCCUCAUAAUUUUAAUGAAAUAAAGCUCAAUAGAUAUUACAGCAAUAAAAUACAUUUCCGUUUUUC